ACUUUGGCUGGCGGAAUAUACUCCCAAGUUGAACUGCCGCUUCCGAUUGGCCGGAUGAUUGCGUGAAAUGAGCGUACGCACAAUAGCUCGCCUCUGCAUUCCCCUCCUCCUCCUCUCCUCCCAUCCCGACCACCCUCCGCCUACAACAUAGCAGCCCGGUCAUUUGUAUAAAUUCCCAAACGUCAUGGACAUUGUUGGCUUCCAUCGGAGAGAACGCAGCGCUCCGUGGCCGUCGAUGCGACCGAGGAGGCGAUUUUUAUGAUUUUUCUCUGAGUGCCUCUUCCUGCGGCAGAAGGUCAACCGAGCAUGUGUCCGCGAACACGUGCCACCGAUUCCGACCUGUGCAGUCGGCGCUCUCGUUUAUGAUCGACGCGUCCGGCUUUCUCCGCCUCGUUCGUGCUUCGUGCUCGUUCAUCGCACCCGAGCGGAGAGAGCGAGAGAGGUGGCGAGUUGGGGGCGUGGGUGGUGGGGAAGCGGAGCGGUAGGAACGCGAAGGAAUCGGCGGCUCAGCUGGGCUCGGCGCGUGUCGUCCGCGUGGUUUGUGACCGCCGCAGCAUGAGUCUGGUGGGUGGCUACCCUCACCACCACCCGGUCAUGUACGACCUCUACCCUUGCGUGGCGGCCGCCGGACGCCGCCACCACCACCACCACCAUCAUCAUGACGAGAGCCUCUACCUCCGCGGCUGGGUGCUCGGGGGCGCGGCUGAUAUGGCAGCGGACUACGCCAGCGUGCCGUGCCACUACAACGGGCUCACCGCCGCCAGCUACCCCGGAGGAGUCCUCCGGGGUCCGGGGUCGAUGCAGGUCUCUGAGGCGGCCGCCGUGCACGGAGGCAGCGGCGGCGGCGGCGGCGGCAGCGCGGGAGUCGGAGGAGGCGCGGGAGUCGGAGGAGGGGGCGGCGGAGGGGCCAUCAACGGAGGUGCGGUCGCUACCACGGCCGCCGCCGCCGCCGCGGCCGCCGCGGCUGCUGCGUAUUGCGGCGCCCUGCGGGGGCUGGGGGAGAGGGCGUGCGGCCGGAGGCUACGGCCACACUCGGCCGGGGUGGGACCGGGGCCGCCGCAGCCUCCGCGCAAGGAGCGGCGCCGCACCCAGAGCAUCAACAGCGCGUUCGCGGAGCUGCGCGGCCACAUUCCCAACGUGCCCGUGGACACGAAGCUGUCCAAGAUCAAGACGCUGCGCCUCGCCACCAGCUACAUCUCCUACCUGAUGGACGUCCUGGAUAAGGGCGACAGUGGUGGAGAGACGACGUCUGGAUUCAGGGCCGAUCUGGCGGACAGCGAUGGCCGGUCGGAGCGCGCCGUCGACGGAACGAAGAGGCCAUCUGUCCAAGUAGUCCCGAUAACGCAUGAACAACAAAAGCGACCCAGUGGGAAGAAGAGCGCGACAGAGAAGAAGCGGGGACGGACUGGCUGGCCACAGCACGUUUGGGCUCAGGAGUUGAAGCGAUGAUGACGAUGAUGACGAUGACCGGGGCCAACGUGUCUCUUGGUUGAACGCUGAGAAAACGCUCCGUUCAACAACAACAACAACCCAAAAAAAAACCCUAAGAAACCCCAAAAACUAAACUAAAAGCUGUGCACUGAACAUCGCUUGAGUCGUCGUCGUCGUCGUCGGCACGGGGAAUCGCCGCCGGUACGUCUUUGUCGGUCCUCUCGUAACUGCACAGUAUUCUUGCUCGUGUUGUUAUCAUCAUCAUAAUCAUAACAUUCGAGCGGUAAUUCAAUAGACCUGUGGUGCUGCGUCGUAAUAAUGUUACGUUGUGUGCCCGAACGUGGUAUCGACGAGUGUUUUUUGGCCUACAGUGUAAUAUUGUAUAUAAUUACGUGAUGAUGAUGAUAGUGGUGAUUGUUUAGAAUGAUCACCAACAUUGGAAGAGUGUUUUGUUGUUCUUGUUUUCAG
Messenger RNA from Petromyzon marinus (sea lamprey), 1899 nucleotides. Its product is annotated as heart- and neural crest derivatives-expressed protein 2. Gene Ontology annotation, molecular function: protein dimerization activity; RNA polymerase II transcription regulatory region sequence-specific DNA binding; DNA-binding transcription factor activity, RNA polymerase II-specific. The record is from RefSeq and is a predicted model, not a curated record. Lineage: Eukaryota; Metazoa; Chordata; Hyperoartia; Petromyzontiformes; Petromyzontidae. Gene Ontology annotation, biological process: developmental process; regulation of transcription by RNA polymerase II.